GCGAGCCCGCCCCGCUUUAAGCGCCGCCUCGGCGGGGCGGCCGCGCUGCCGCUGACGGAAGUGAAGAUGGCGGCGGCGGCGUCGGACCUGCUGACGGGAUGGUGCCUCUUCGGCCUGGCGCUGCUGGCGAUUUUAAUUUUCUGCUGGGUUUAUGUGCGCAAGUAUCAGAGUCGGCGGGAAAGCGAAGUGAUUUCUACCAUAACAGCAAUUUUUGCCUUGGCCGUUGCUCUUAUCACAUCAGCACUCCUGCCAGUGGACAUAUUUUUGGUCUCAUACAUGAAAAACCAAAAUGGUACAUUUAAGGUCUGGGCUGAUGCUAAUGUUUCAAGGCAAAUUGAAGACACUGUACUUUAUGGAUAUUACACUCUGUACUCGAUCAUUCUGUUCUGUGUCUUUCUGUGGAUUCCCUUUGUCUAUUUCUACUAUGAGGAGAAGGAAGAAGAUGAUGGCAACACAUGCUCACAGGUUAAAACUGCACUCAAAUACACUCUGGGAUUCAUCACAGUUUGUGCAGUUCUUCUGUUAAUUGGUGCCUUUGUUCCUUUGGAUAUUCCCAACAAGAAGAAUUCCACAGAGUGGGAGAAAGUGAAGCUCCUGUUUGAAGAAUUUGGAAGUAGUCAUGGCUUGACUGCACUUUCAUUUUCCAUUAGCUCCUUGACUGUGAUUGGAAUGUUGGCAGCUAUCACUUACACAGCUUAUGGUAUGUCAGCUUUGCCUCUGAACUUGAUUAAAGGAACUACCAGUGCAUCUUAUGAACGUUUGGAGAACACUGAAGAUAUUGAAGAAGUGGAACAACAUUUAUUGAGGAUUAAAUCAAAGUGCAGAGAUGGUCGUCCUCUGUCGUCGAGGGAUAGACGGACACUGCAGCAACUGGAAGAGAGAUUAAGGAUACUUCGAAGGAGAGAGAGGCAUCUGGAAUCUAUUGAGAAAAGCUGGUGGACAAAAGCUUGUGAAGCUAUUCGACCUCUAAAGAUUGUGUGGGGAGUGUUCUUCAUCAUUGUGGCCUUGCUCUUCACUGUCUCCCUGUUCUUGUCAAAUUUGGACAAGGCUCUGCAUUCAGCUGGCUUCGACUCCGGAUUUAUAAUUCUGGGAACCAAUCUGACCAAUCCAUUGAAUAUGCUGUUACCAGUUCUUCAAAGGGUUUUUCCACUUGAUUAUAUUCUUAUCACAACCAUUGUUAUGUACUUUAUCUUCACUUCAAUGGCAGGGAUUCGAAAUAUGGGAAUAUGGUUCUUCUGGACAAGGCUUUAUAAAAUCAGACGAGGAAAAACUCGACCUCAAGCACUCUUAUUUCUCUGUAUGAUACUUCUGUUGAUAGUUCUUCAUACAAGUUACAUGAUUUACAGUCUUGCCCCACAGUAUGUAAUGUAUGGAAGUCAGAAAUAUCUGGUACAGAGUAAUAAGACAAUUGAUGGUCAGCCAAGGAAUGUGACACUUGUUUCUAAAGACUGUGAUGCAGAUGCACCUGAAGAUCAGUGUAUUGUCACUCGGACGUACCUCUUUCUUCAUAAAUUUUGGUUCUUCAGUGCAGCCUAUUACUUUGGGAAUUGGGCAUUCAUUGCAGUCUUUUUAAUUGGAUUAAUUGUUUCAUGCUGCAAAGGCAAGAAAUCAGUCAUUGAAGGUGAAGUAGAUGAUGAUGAUUCAGAUAUGAGUGAUGAUGAACUGUCUGUUUAUUACCACUGACAGCCUUUUGCCUUCAAGAUGAAAAAAUGUAAAAUUACAUUGAGAGUCAUGCCCAUGUGGAACUUGUGUCCAGAUAAGCAUCUUUGCACCUGUAAAAAUAAAUGAAAUAAGUGUACUCACUUAAAGGGAUAAAAAACCUGAAUAUCACUUUGAGUAUCACUGUUAAAUGAGAACAAAUGUUGAAACUGACUUUGAGUAAUAUAUAGAAAAUAUUGUUUUAUGAUUAAACAUAUGUGUAACCUUCUGAUGUAUAAUUUGAUGAACUCUUGUAACUAUUUCAUAAUUCACAAUGCUUUUCUGUUCACUUAGGUUUUCUUAAAUACUUUCAUGCUUAACUUGUAGGACUUUUUUAUUCAUAAAUACAACUAAAAUCCUGCAAAACAGUGCAAAUAGUGCAGGAAAGAUUUGGAUGAAGUUUACAAUUUCAGAAGGACUUGACUUAACUUCUGCAUUAGUUUUGCUGUAACUUCUGUAUAAAACUAGAGCUAACAAGAGACUUUCCAUUACAGUAUGCCAAAAAUAUUGUUUAAAUGGUGAGUUUCCAAUCUGUGAAAAAUAAGUAAUUUUCAUACUUUGAUUUCCACUGAGUUACCAUGGAAAUCUGCUGGUAACUCUGAGGUGGCUUUUGCUCUCUCAAAGGAAAUCAUAGUGUAAAAUACAAUAUUCAGCACUGAUGCAUUGUUUUAGUAUUGUUAAGUUCUGAAACUUCCAGGUGCCUGAUCUAGUCAUAACCAAUGGAAUAAUUAAGAUGUGAUUAAUUUUUAACUUAUUUUUCUCUUUAAUGCAAAUUGUCUAGUUUGAAGUUCUUUCAAUAUUUAAAGUAAAUGUUGUCAAUUUGUUUACAAACCAAUAUGUUUAUAUAAACACAGUUCAGAAAUA
Molecule: messenger RNA, 2562 nt
Organism: Zonotrichia leucophrys gambelii
Lineage: Eukaryota; Metazoa; Chordata; Aves; Passeriformes; Passerellidae
Gene: LMBRD1
Product: LMBR1 domain containing 1
Exons: 16
Coding region: 67-1683 (538 amino acids)
Biological process (GO): protein localization to lysosome
Cellular component (GO): lysosomal membrane
Source: RefSeq, a predicted model, not a curated record